This is a messenger RNA of Naegleria gruberi, 981 nucleotides long. RefSeq lists its product as uncharacterized. The record is from RefSeq and is a predicted model, not a curated record. Bases 1 to 981 code for a protein of 326 amino acids. The transcript has a single exon. NCBI's taxonomy places the organism in Eukaryota, Heterolobosea, Eutetramitea, Acrasida, Naegleriidae.
AUGGGUUCAUCACUUCAACAAAAAAUAUCCUAUCUGGAUAAGCAUGUUAUUGAGGAGCAAAGAAAUGAUUCAAGAAAACUCUAUUUGGAAAAUGGCACUUUGAAAACAAAAAACCAAGAGUUAGCUACACAAAUAGAUGACAUGGUAGUAAUACAUUGUUCAGAAAGAUGUCAAUUGUAUGAACAAAUUAACAAGCUGGAAAUUGAGUUAUCAGAACUUAACACACACAAAAAGAAGAUUGAAAAACAAGAAUUAUUAAUAGAGGAAAAUGUAAAUUUAAGAGAAAAACUUCUAAUACUUGAAAAUGUUUCACAAUCAUUGAGAGAUGAAAAUAUUCAUCUACAACAAACAAUUCAUAACCAUUGCAACACGAAUGUGCUUCAAAAUAUGAAUGACACUUUAAAUUGUGACGAAGUCUCAAAUCGAGUUAAUGAAUACGUUGCUGAACGAGAGUUAUUACUAGAAGAAAUUCAACACUUAAAUUUGGAAAUUGGUUUAAGAAAUAGGAAAAUUGAUUCAUUACUAAAUGAAAACUCAAUCUUAAGACAAGGAAAGCAACUAGAACAAGCAUCUUUGGAAAAAUCAAUGAAUCUGUACGAAGAUUUGAAGAAUAGCGUAAGAGUACAAACUUUAUCAAAACAUCCUACAGAAAUCCAGAAAUCGCCAUCAUUCUCAAUCCAAACUCAAACUCCAAAUACAGUGUCAAAUGAUGUGAGUUGUGAAACUGAAAGACAACAAACAAUCUCAACAAGUACUCAGACAGAUCUGUUCCCAAACAAACAAGUCGAACAAGAAAAACCAAAACUCUCCCUAACCCCCUCAAAAACCAACAUAUCUCCAAAAAUAUUUAGUCCAAAACAAUCACCCAAACUCCUCAAACUUGAAAAGACUUCGGCCAGCAAAUCAAGAAAUAAGAAAGAAGGAGCCUCCACAGAGAAGAGUCCAUAUCGAUUUUUCUUGCAAGGACACGAUUUUAAGUAA